AUGGCUGUUUAUGGGAGUGAAUUAAAAACUCUACUCCCACCGCGUCCGUCUCCGGGCGCCAGCCUGGACAAGGGCAGGUGCGUGGGAACUAGGGCAGCGGCUGCUCGGAGGCGCCGCGCAGUGGGCCCCGGGGAGAGCAUGCGGAGCUGGCGCCUGUGUUAGAUCUGCACGUGUGGGUGACAUCAUUGUCCACAUGGAACCGCAAGGAUUUAUGAAGAUUCUGGCGUGCAUUACCCAACAACCGAAUAUUUGGGAAACUAUCCUAGCUAUGGCAAUGUUCUUCUACCUCAGAGUCUUAAACCCCAGCAAGAAGUUCGAGCGUGCCGUGGUGAAAUGGAAGGAAUGACGACAAUUUACUUAAAGUAA
This is a messenger RNA of Eptesicus fuscus (big brown bat), 366 nucleotides long. RefSeq names its product stabilizer of axonemal microtubules 1-like. The record is from RefSeq and is a predicted model, not a curated record. Gene Ontology annotation, molecular function: microtubule binding. The transcript has 2 exons. Lineage: Eukaryota; Metazoa; Chordata; Mammalia; Chiroptera; Vespertilionidae.